Molecule: messenger RNA, 2801 nt
Organism: Artibeus jamaicensis (Jamaican fruit-eating bat)
Lineage: Eukaryota; Metazoa; Chordata; Mammalia; Chiroptera; Phyllostomidae
Gene: CORO2A
Product: coronin 2A
Exons: 12
Coding region: 166-1800 (544 amino acids)
Biological process (GO): actin filament organization
Molecular function (GO): actin filament binding
Source: RefSeq, a predicted model, not a curated record
UCUAAUCUCCCUCUGUUAACUGCGGCCAGCCUAAGCGUGGUGCUCGGACUCUCUCGGGAGGCACGUGUGGGGCUAAUUUGCUGACCACGAGGUCAGGUUUUAAGAGGAAAAAAUAAACUAAAACUCCAAACAUUACACCUGGAACCCCAAACUUACAAAGGGACGAUGGUAGCCGGCAGCUCCAGACACCUACCGAUCCCGGACACUCUGAGAUCAAAUCAGAUGUCAUGGCACCCCCAGUACCGGAGCUCCAAGUUCCGCCACGUCUUUGGCAAACCGGCCAGCAAGGAGAACUGCUACGACUCCGUGCCCAUCACCCAGAGCGUCCACGACAACCACUUCUGCGCCGUGAACCCCCACUUCAUUGCAGUCGUGACUGAGUGCGCCGGCGGCGGGGCCUUCCUCGUCAUCCCCCUGCACCAGACGGGAAAGUUGGACCCCCACUACCCAAAGGUCUGCGGGCACAGAGGGAACGUCUUAGACAUCAAGUGGAACCCUUUCAACGACUUUGAAAUCGCCUCUGCUUCUGAAGAUGCCACGAUUAAGAUCUGGAACAUCCCCAAGCAGCUGCUGUCGAAGAACCUCACGGCCUGCAGGAAGGAGUUGGCGGGCCACUCCCGCAGAGUGGGCCUGGUGGAGUGGCACCCCACGGCCGCCGGCGUCCUCUUCAGCGCGGGCUACGACUACAAGGUGAUGGUCUGGAACCUGGAUACAAAGGAGACUGUAAUCAUGAGCCCCGUGAAGACAAUUGACUGUCACCAAGAUGUGAUCCUCUCUAUGUCCUUCAACACCAACGGCAGCCUGCUGGCCACCACCUGUAAAGACCGCAAGAUCCGGGUUCUCGACCCCCGAGCAGGGACGGUCCUCCAGGAGGCCAGCUACAAGGGGCACCGGGCCAGCAAAGUGCUAUUUCUGGGGAACCUGAAGAAGCUGCUGUCCACGGGCACCUCCCGAUGGAACAACCGGCAGCUGGCCCUGUGGGACCAGGACGACCUCUCCGUGCCGCUCACGGAGGAGGACCUGGACGGCUCCUCGGGGGUGCUGUUUCCCUUCCACGACGCAGACACCAACAUGCUCUACGUGGUGGGAAAGGGAGAUGGGAACAUCCGCUACUAUGAGGUGAGCGCCAGCAAACCUCACCUGAACUACCUGACCGAAUACCGCUCCUGUUCCCCACAGAAGGGGAUCGGUGUCAUGCCAAAGAGAGGUCUCGAUGUGUCCACCUGUGAGAUCUUCCGCUUCUACAAGCUGAUUACCACCAAAAGCCUCAUCGAGCCCAUAUCCAUGAUAGUGCCCCGGCGGUCGGAAUCCUACCAGGAGGACAUCUACCCGCCCACGGCGGCGGCGCAGCCCUCUCUGACGGCCAGGGAAUGGCUCAGUGGGGUGAAUAAAGGGCCAGUCCUGGUGUCCCUCAGGCCGGGCUCCGAGCUGCUGAGCCCUCGGCCUCUGCCCCCAGAGAGUGCUCCCUCCAGCCCCACAGCCCCUGCCUCGCCCCACCUCUUGGGCCAGACGGAAAAGCUGGUUGCAGAAGACGGCCAGAGGUCCUUCUCUCUGCUGGAGGAGAAGUCACCAAGGUGGGCAGCAGAGCAUAGGCUGGAAGAGAAGAAGACCUGGCUCACAAACGGCUUUGACAUCUUCGAGUGUCCCCCGCCAAAGACGGAGAACGAGCUGCUGCAGAUGUUCUACCGGCAGCAGGAGGAGAUCCGCAGACUCCGAGAACUGCUGACCCAGCGAGAGGUGCAGGCCAAACAGCUGGAGCUGGAGAUCAAAAACUUGCGGAUGAACUCAGAGCGGUUCUGAACAGAGGCGCCUGCCCUCCUCGCCCUCAGGGACCCACCACUCGGCUCCGCGGGGAGGUUCAGAAUCAAGCCACACGCCCCCCCGAGAACAACCACUAUUUCUAUAUUUUUUACCAGAAAAUGAAACUCGAUCACCGAAAGAUUCCAGUGGGACAUGGUGCCGUUUUUCUAUUUGCCUUCUCAAAACAGUGUCUGAACUGACUUUUUUUAGAUGAUAACUGCCUUCUGUUUAACUCUGUUUGUGAGGGUCCAUGAUAAGCUAUAACUUCUGAUGGGAAAGAACGUUAUACAGGUAGAAAGUCAGAGCUGAAAGGACCUGGGAGGCGAACCUGCCUGUGGUGUUCAAACUACAGUCUAUAGAGUGGGGGGCAGCUAAGCAGGAGGGCUGUACCCCCCAUCCCAACCAGAUGGCUCCCCUUCUUUCUGCUUUAUGUAUUGGCUUUGAUGAAAUACAUCAUUCUGCCACUCAAAACAUUUUAGAAGUUUGAAAACCUGUGAUUGGCCAAACUUCCUCAUUUUUUGGGGGGCGAGAAACAGAGGCCCAGAGAGUCCAUGGCAGGGCCAGGCUGAGCUUCAGGUCCCCUGGGUGCGCCUUGCCGCCGUUUCUGGUCCGAUCUAGUUGUCAGCCACACGGCAGCAAUCCGCCGGUCCUGGCCUCGGCUGCACCCAGGACUUGAAGUGCAUGACUUCAAGUUGUUCCCUCUCUGGCCUCAGUUUCUCCAUCUGAACAAAGUGGGCCCUGGAAUCUGCCAACCCAACACGUGAAAUGUUAACCUUGACCUAAGGAAAACUACCUGCAGGGCAUGAUCUGGGUUUGUCAUGGGAACUCACCAGACACCAGCAAAGGGGCAGAGGGAGUUUCACUGCAGGGAGAGAGCCAAGUUUGAGCCCAAUUCUAUAAUACAGGCAGAAGGGCGAGGCCAUCCCCUUUUCAGCCGGAAUUAGUGGGAAGUGGAGGGACACUCCCUUAUGUGGGAUGCAGACAUUGGGUCACUGGUCCAU